CAGCUGUGGCCGCGGCCCCCCGCCCCGGGCCCUGGCCCGCCGCCGCCGCUGCUGCUGCUGCUGCUGCUGGUCGCGCUGCUGGGCGGCGCGGGCGCGCAGUACUCGAGCGACCGGUGCAGCUGGAAGGGGAGCGGGCUGACGCACGAGGCCCACAGGAAGGAGGUGGAGCAGGUGUACCUACGGUGCUCGGCGGGCUCUGUAGAGUGGAUGUACCCGACUGGGGCUCUCAUCGUCAACGUGCGGCCCAACACCUUCCCGCCCUCCCGACGACACCUGACUCUGUGCAUCAAGCCCCUCAGGGACUCCUCGGGCGCCAAUAUUUAUUUGGAAAAAACUGGAGAGCUGCAGCUGCUGGUGCGGGACGGGGACCGCGGGCCCCGCCAGGUGCACUGCUUUGGCUUCGAGCAGAGGGGCCUGUUCGUGGAGGCAACGCCCCAGCAGGACAUCAGCCGGAGGACCACGGGUUUCCAGUACGAGCUGACCAGCCGGCACGCGGAGUCAGACCUGCGUGCCCAGUCAGCCCCGUGCCGCCCCUGCAGCGACACAGAAGUGCUGUUGGCGGUCUGCACCAGCGACUUCGUCGUCCGAGGCUCCAUCCAGGACGUCACCCACGAACCAGAGCAGCAGGAGUCCGCCAUCCACCUGCACGUGAACCGGCUGUACCGGCAGAAGAGCACUGUCUUCCGGCCAGCCCCAGAGGGUGGUGGCUGGCGGGGGCACGUCACCACGCUGUUGGAGUGUGGUGUGAGGCCCGGACGUGGGGAGUUCCUCUUCACGGGCCACAUACACUUUGGGGAGGCCCACCUUGGCUGCGCCCCGCGCUUCAAGGACUUCCAAAGGAUGUACAAGGAUGCUGAGGAGAAGGGCCUGAACCCCUGCGAGAUGGGCACAGAGUGACUGUGGGUGGCCACCGCUGCUGCCACAGCGGGCGCUCGGACCUGUGCUCCCCUGCGCACAAGCCACGUCUGACCCCACGAGGUCCUGGCCAAGGACUCCCUGACUGAUUGGAAAUGUUGUAAGAUGCAAACUAAGUUAUUAUAUUUUUUUUAAAAAAGAAACGUCCAUAGGAAAUAAACUCCAGUGUCUUAAAAUGCCUUGUGUACCAUUUC
Molecule: messenger RNA, 1109 nt
Organism: Panthera uncia (snow leopard)
Lineage: Eukaryota; Metazoa; Chordata; Mammalia; Carnivora; Felidae
Gene: METRNL
Product: meteorin like, glial cell differentiation regulator
Exons: 4
Biological process (GO): energy homeostasis; positive regulation of brown fat cell differentiation
Molecular function (GO): hormone activity
Source: RefSeq, a predicted model, not a curated record